AGGCUAUCUUAUAUAGGUCUCUACUGUUAGACUAGAUCCAGAUUUCUAUCUAUUUGAUCCAUGCAUUUUGCGAAGAUAAAUAGUAAACAUGAUACAUUAAAUAGAGAUCUAGACUAGAGCUUUACAAUUUCGUUUGAAAGGAUAGACUUUUGUAUUCCUAACCUUUCACUGCAGCUAUUAACUUGAGCUGUUUGAUCAUGAACAACCCUGGAACCAAUAAUGGAGGUACACGGCCUCGCAACACUAACAAUGGCAGAGCUGGAGAGAAUAACCCUUUUUUUCACUUUCAAAAUCGCCUGUUUCAUGCAUUAUUCUAUCGCAUCACCAUUACCUAUGCCAGAGCUUUCCCAAGACCCAUUAGAAGAGUCUUGGAAUUUGCACUGCUUUUAAAGGCAUUAUUUGUUCUGGGAAUACUAGUGUAUAUUCAUGCUGUAUUUGCAAAGGCACCUAUGAAUUGUCUUGAGCACAUCCAAGACGUCUGGCCAAGAGACGGGAUCCUGCGUGUUGAGAUCAUGCGCGAGGUUCCUGAAAACUAUACUCUGUUGAACUCUUACAGAAAAGAAUACUCUGACAUUCAGUUGUUCCUACAGUCUUCCUUGGCCGAGGAGCUUGGGCUUGAGGAGUCAAACUUUAGUAUGGUGUUUGAAGAAGACGAGCUCGACAGCGAUGAGGAUUCAAACACUACUGAAAGUGAGGCUCUUAAUAAAACUGUGAACACCAAUCUUUUUAAGGAACACUUAAGUCAAGACCUAAUAGAAGAACUGAGUCAAGUUCAGAAUGUGAUUAAAACAGAUUUUAGCAACUUGAAAAUGAUAUUCAAGGGAACAGCAGAGAAUAUUACCAAUGAAUCUGUGAAACAAGAAGUUUUAAAAGCUAAAAAAAUAGAACUGUCACCAACAGAGCCAGCCAGUGGUAAUCAUGAAAAUCUGGAAGAGCCUCUUAUUGAAAAAGUCCAGCCAAGUUUCUGGGAUUAUCUCAUUAGCUUUAAAUUUUGGGGUCUUGAUGAUGCUCCAGAAGAGGAUAACCAGGUACCAUCAUAUGCACUGGACAAGAAAAACAUCUCCCGUUCAUCUUUGGAAUCCCCUACGGCAGAAAGCUUAAGUGAAUUUGAAAUGCUUGCUAGAGCUGUUUGGCCUGAAGAAAAAUACAUUGUAGAAUACUCGCUAGAAUAUGGCUUACUGCGCCUGUUGCCAAAGACAAGGAAAAAGUUAAACAUCACUGUUAUGUUGGUCAUGCUAGACCCUGAAAAAGAAACUUGCUUCGGAGAUGGAUUCAGUCGCUUCCUCUUGGAUGAAUUUCUGGGUUAUGAUGACAUUCUAAUGUCCAGCAUAAAAAAACUAGCAGAGAAGGAAAACAACAAAGGUUACUUGCGUAAUGUUGUGACGGGGGAACAUUUUCGUUUCAUUAGUAUGUGGAUGGCUCGUACGUCCUACCUGGCUGCAGCCUUCAUCAUGCUCAUAUUUACUGUUUCAGUGUCCACAUUGCUGCGCUACUCUCAUCAUCAAAUAUUUGUUUUUAUCAUGGAUUUACUGCAAAUGUUUGAUAUGAACAUCGCCAUCGCCUUCCCAGCAGCCCCACUGUUAACUGUGAUUCUCGCUCUUGUUGGUAUGGAAGCAAUCAUGUCUGAGUUUUUCAAUGACACCACCACAGCCUUUUACAUCAUUCUAAUAGUUUGGAUAGCGGAUCAAUAUGAUGCUAUUUGUUGCCACACUAACAUCAGCAAAAGAAUUUGGUUGAGGUUCUUCUAUUUGUACCACUUCGCCUUCUAUGCCUACCACUACAGAUUUAAUGGUCAGUACAGCUCUUUGGCCCUUUUUACAUCCUGGCUGUUUAUACAGCACUCGAUGAUCUACUUUUUUCAUCAUUAUGAACUGCCUGCUAUUCUACAACAAGUCCACAUUCAGGAGCUUCUAGCCAACCCACCACAGCCUGGACCUGAGGGGGAUGACGCCCAGCAGACUAAUCAACCGCCGGCAGAAACAGCGGAAACAUCUACAUCUACAACUGAUCUCGCUGCUUCUUCAGGUGCUAGCAAUGCCGCUGAUACUGCUAACACAGAGGGCGGUGACAGGGCUGGCUCUGGUGCCAAUCCCAUUAAUAAUCUUACGGUCAGGGAAGGCGCAGCCAGCUUAUCUAAUCUGUUAAGCAUUCUUCGCCGGUCUCCCUUCGUACAGGGUACCACUAAUGCUCAAAAUGCAACCAGGGGUAAUAACGCGGGUAAUCGAAGUAACUAUGAGAUUGAGCGCGUGACUGUUUACACGCAGAGUAAUAUCUACAGACUCUUUCAGCGGCUCCGAAACAGCCCUGGAAGACAGCGUGCUGUUAGCAGGCAGUCAACGGACAACUCAACAUCAGCUGAUCUUCCUACAGCUGGUACAUCCCAACCCCAGCCAAGUAUCUCAGGAUCCACGUUAGUUGCUGCAGAUACAGAACCUCUUCUAGUACCUACCAACACGUUCAUGGGACCUCCCCCAGUGUCGACCAGUGCUGAAAUGGGCAGUAUCUCAGGAGCCACGUUAGUUGCUGCAGAUACAGAAUCCCUUCUAGUACCUACCAACACGUUCAUGGGACCUCCCCCAGUGUCGACCAGUGCUGAAACGGGCUCAGAAAAUAACAAAGAGCUGAGCUCCCCGCUGAGAGACUUUCUCAGCUCUCAAGACUGCAAAGAAAAAGAAAACUCUGAAACUAAUUCAGAGACUCAAGUCUUUCAAAAGCCUGACUUCUCUCAGACCUGUCUCCAUGAAGACAGUCCAGUGCAAGCCGGUGAUCUUCAGUUAGUAGAGACUCAUGUGGCAGGUCCACACUCUGAUGAGUGUAGUACACUGGUAGGUCAGACCUUACCGCAUCAAGUGCCUUUGAACUCUGCACUGUUUAAAAAAACUGAAUUAGAUCCACAACCUGGAACUGUCGUAGGAGAGAAGUCACCGGGUAAAAGUUGUGUCCCCUACUGUGAUGAAGAUUUAGUGUCUAGGAAUUGUCAGGAAGGAACAGCAGUCUAAAUGAUUCAUAUUUAUCUUACAGUUCAUGCUUUGAUGUAACCAGUCAAGAAGUUCAUUAGUAUCAUGAUACUAACUUAUGUUGUCAUGAUAGGAUCUUAAAAAAAACAUUUGUAUGUAACACGCAAACAAAAAACGUUUGUAGUCUCUUGUUUGUAAAUAAAAAGAGCAUUCAUAUUUCAGUCAGUGUUUUUCUGAAAGCUCUGAAAUUUUAAGCCAUUGUUGUCAACAUUUCUCAGUUUGAGUUUCUUAUACCUCGGGGGGAGGGGUAAUUUUCCUCCAAAGAUUUGUCCUUCGUGGUAAUUUGAGUGGAAAUGGAAGAGCGGGAAAAAGCUCAGAACAAUGUAGAGUAAAUCAACUGAAAAGUGAGAAGGGUUAAAGUGGGAAUAAUUGAAUCCACACGGGAGAUUCAAACAUGAAAAUACCAGGAACAUGUGUUUAAAAAAAAAAGGUUGAGAAGUGCUGGUAUUAGAUGUCCAUUUUUUGAGGUCUGGCUAAUUCAAAAUGAUUCAGAAAAUACCUUAAGUGUAUUUUAGUAUAUUUAGCCACUGGCCAGUCAGUGAAUCAGUAAAAGUUACUUCCACACAAGAAUUUCCAUUUUUUUUAGGCAUAGCCUAUUGACUUGAGUAGGUAGCCACCCUUUGACUUGAGGUAGCCACCUAUUUACUUUAGGUAGCCAAACUCAAUUUUUUAUUAUCAUUCAAUUGAUAUUCCAAAGACUAUUGAACAAGACUUAGAGAACAAGUCUAACAAUCUGCUUAGGGAUGAAGGAAAAGACUGAUGUAACAGAUCUUUAUGUGGUAUUUCACAAAUUCUGUUUCAAAUGUUGACAAUAUUACUCAAGGGAGGGAAAUGUAGCUGAAUUUACUGAUUACUCGAAAUUCACAAUUCUUUCAUUCUUACAAAAAUCAAAUUCCUAUAUGGCACUUAUUCUCAUUUUCCUGGUGGAGACCUCAGAUAACCAAGCCUAUUACUGGGAUUAACUGCGCAAUCGUUUCCAGAUCAAACAGUUCUCGUGUACCGGUCAUUUUUUCUAAACUGGUGUAUCUUGUUCAGGCUUCUCUAUAUGGUACUAAUAGUUCAAGUGUUGGAUGUUACUGGCAUAUAUAUACAAGUAUUCUCAUUAUGUGACAAAUGGCUCUCGAAUUGGCAUAGAAAAUGGCAGUAUGUGCUAAAAUCAGUUGAGCCAUUAAAUCUUUACCUUCAUAUAUGAAAUAAAAAAACAACUUUUUUAAGAAAUUGCUUGUAAAUUUAUUUUUACAACUGUGAACAGGUACUGCAUGGUUCUACAGAGGUACUUGUUACCAAGAUUUGUACUUAGAACCUUGUGUUAAGUGCGGUUUCACCAUUAUGAAUGAUUUUAGAGGUUUUAUUAAAACACAACUCAAUAUUGCCUUGCUCUGAAUUCAGUAACUUUUAAUGGGCCAUUAUCACAUAUAGUUUGCUGGAUUGUAUGAAUAAAAUAUCUUGGAUACAUUCUCAGCAUCUGCUGUCUAUUGAUUCAACACUGUAUUGUGCUGACCACGCAUUUCCUAAGAGCAUUCAUGGGCCUUUGUGUACUGGAGCCAGCAUAUACUUUUUUUUUUUCUCAUUGAGCUGUCAACUAGGGGUGAUGGUGUUUUUGUGAUUAAGCCUUCAUUAUAAGUGUUGUAAGGUUUCCAUACUGGUCAGAAAUGAAACACUUUGAGCAGUUCUAAUAUUAAGGGGAGACAACCUAGCAGAAAAAAAAAGUUAACUUUUUCGGAUUCCAUUAUGUGUAAAUA
Molecule: messenger RNA, 4759 nt
Organism: Biomphalaria glabrata
Lineage: Eukaryota; Metazoa; Mollusca; Gastropoda; Planorbidae
Product: membralin-like
Exons: 12
Coding region: 198-2999 (933 amino acids)
Biological process (GO): response to endoplasmic reticulum stress; positive regulation of ERAD pathway
Cellular component (GO): endoplasmic reticulum
Source: RefSeq, a predicted model, not a curated record